AUUAUAUAUAGCAUGAUUCAUUAGACGCGACAAUACAUAUGACUGAACCACUGUAAAGUUAUUGAUGGCAACCCAAAAUACAUUUCACAGAUAUCAUAAUCGCGAAUCACUUUACUCCUUUCAGAGAGAAAGAUGAAAGCAUUAACCAUGACUCACCUCUUCACUCGUUCAAAACUCGCUCGACUCGUUCCUUUAACUCAUACUUCCAAAUGUUCACUCAUAACAACAUCAACAAUAACAACAACUUCUUGUUCUCUCCACCUAUUCUCAACAAAAACCACUGCCUGCUGCGGAGGAGAACAGUCACCGGAAACGGAAAGGAGGGAAUGGAACCACCGUCGAGUGGAGCUACCGAAGGAGCUUUCGAAAAAUGUGAUCGUACUUGAGUGCGAGUCUACGGCAAAGGGUGGGGUUUGUGAUGUCUACGUGGUUGGCACAGUCCAUAUCUCAAAGGAAUCAAGCCAACAAGUUGAAGCUAUUGUCAAAUUUUUGAAACCAGAGACUGUCUUUUUGGAAUUGUGUAGGAGUCGUCAGCAAGUGCUUUUCCACGAAAAGAUUAAGGUACCAACUGUGGAAGAAAUGUAUGAAAGCUGGAAGAAAAAACACAACUUCUUUGGAAUACUUUAUAGCUGGUUAAUGGCCGAGCUUGCCAAUGAGCUCGACGUGUAUCCUGGUGCUGAGUUUCGUUCUGGAUACAGAGAAGCAAUCAAGUAUGGUGGCAAAGUGGUACUUGGUGAUCGUCCUAUACAGAUCACAUUAAAGAGAACAUGGAGUAAGCUGCCACUCUGGCACAUCCCAAGAUUGUUGAUUCCAUCUUCUUUUCCAAUGAAAUUCUCAGAUUCUUUAUCCAUCUCUGAUACUGUUAAAAUUUGGUUGAAGGAGUUGGAUAAUGAUGACGGGUUAAUUCUUGCUAAGAAAAUAAUGAGUGAGAAACUCCCAACUGUAGUGGAGAUUAUUGUGCAUGAAAGAGAUAAGUACAUGUCCUACACAUUACUAAAAGUGGCAAGUGAUAAAAGAUCAGUUGUUGCUGUUGUUGGAUUAGGGCAUCUAGAAGGAAUAAAGAAGUAUUGGAAGCAACCUAUCAAGAUUCAAGAUCUCAUCACAGUUCCACCUCCCAAACCUGCUAUCCCAAGAAUGAAAAUCUUUGUAUCUGUCAGCAUGGUUGUGGCUGGAAUGGCCUUAUUAUCAAACACCUAUCUUUAAAUGCAAAGAGUGACUUCCCUAUGUAGAGACAUUGUCAUUUUCAACAACAAUUGUGACAGGUGAGUAAGUAAUUUGUUAGUAAUUAAUUACUCAUUUAUUAGCAUCUAUAUAAGGUAUGUAAUUAAUUAAUUGGUGUAAAUAAACUUGUUGUACUCUUCUCAUACAAUUUCUAUUUUAUAUG
Molecule: messenger RNA, 1384 nt
Organism: Vicia villosa (hairy vetch)
Lineage: Eukaryota; Viridiplantae; Streptophyta; Magnoliopsida; Fabales; Fabaceae
Exons: 9
Coding region: 133-1203 (356 amino acids)
Source: RefSeq, a predicted model, not a curated record